UAGGAAAUAUUCGUCUUAAAAAAGUUAAAAUUCUGUUUUCAGUUUGAAUUAAAUGUGUCUUUUAAGCGUUGACAGUUAAAAAUUUUUGACCUGUGGUAUGAAAUGUGUAUUUCUUGGAUACUGACAUGUGAAAUCAAUUUCAAAGCUAAUUUGAGUGCUGGAAUACUGUAAUCUUCUUGACUGUUGAUGGUACUAUCUUGCUAAAGAAUGGCCAUUCCUCAGUUUCUGAAUGGGAAACUUCAAGAAGAAUUGCAAAGCAGUUCUCUGAUUGCUGAUGGGAGUUUCGCAUCAGAUGAGAAAAGCUGUUCUGCCAAUUCAUCUUUUGCAGGUUCUCCAUCAAUAGAUAAGGAAAGGAUUUUGAGAUCUAGUGCUAGUUCUCGGGAUGAAUUCUGGGAUGCACUGAGCUCCAACUAUGAUUACUUAAUGGAUGAUGGAUUAAUUGCAACUUGUCGAGAGGCUAGCAGUGAUUUAUCCUUAGAUGAUGAAAAUGAGAUGCCAGAAGCAAAUUGUUGGAGCUUUACUCAAUUUAUUGAGCAGUUUAAAUGGCUUCAUGAUUUGCUGCAUAAUUUACAAGUAGCAAAAGCAGAUGAUAGUUGCAAAACUAGAUGUGCUAUCUUAGAAGAGCAGCAGAAGAUUGCAUAUUUGUGUAAGCGAUUUAAUGAACAAGCUCAGAAACUGAGUAAGAAAUAUCCUGACAUGAAAGAUGAGGUGUAUCGUCAUCUAAACCUUUUAAACAACAAAUGGAAAGCUGUUGAACAAUCCAUAAAUCCCAGUAAGGCCAAAUCACCCUCAAAAGACUGUGUCUUUAAUGAGAUCACUUAUCGAAUGAAAAAUUUAAGAAGAUGGCUAAGAGAGCUGGAAAGCCGUUUGUGUCCUAUUAAUUUGUCUUCUAGUUGGACUCUGGAAAGUUUAGAGGAAAAAUAUAAGGAACAAGAGGCAAAAAGUUGACAUUGACUGCUGUAUCUGUGAGCCCAGAUUCAAAACUUGGAGAAGUCAUGAAUGCUUGUAAGCAUAUAGUGUCUGGGUGGUAAGGAGCGCUGAAAAUAGACGAUGAGCUGAAAGUCCUCUUGAGAGGGUGGUGAUAGGGCAACAAAGGUGGGAGACCCUCGCUUUGCUUCCCAGAAUGUUCUACCUUGAAACUUGAGUGAAAGCUUAACAGUUAGCAGGGCCCAACAACAGCUAAUAUAUACAUAUGGAAAUGCACAGGUGCUGGCCUUGCUUCAACUUGUACCUGUUGACACAGAUUGAAAGAAAAAUUGCAGAUUUUGUAUUUUCUCUCUGUGUCCCUC
Molecule: messenger RNA, 1289 nt
Organism: Stegodyphus dumicola
Lineage: Eukaryota; Metazoa; Arthropoda; Arachnida; Araneae; Eresidae
Biological process (GO): cytoskeleton organization; nucleus organization; nuclear migration
Cellular component (GO): membrane; perinuclear region of cytoplasm; nuclear envelope
Molecular function (GO): kinesin binding
Source: RefSeq, a predicted model, not a curated record